CGGGAUUAGAGAUCACUCACACAAACACACACACACACAUACAUACGCACUUUUCGCACACCAUAAACGCCCCCUCCCCCUCCCAACACACUCACAUAAGAAUUACGAACGGCAGUUAAAGGAGGUGGGAAAAGUCGCUUGAUGUCAGUCAGCCAGAGUCAGUCGGAGUUGUGUGCGGUUCUAGUUUACCGUUACCGGCUAUUGAGGCGCUUCCUUGUCGCUUUUCAAAAAUCAAAAGAUAAAACUACAAAUUCCGGUUCCGGAAUUAAAAAAAGAAAACGGAAAAACGCUAUAAUUCUAGAGCAGCAGCGCUGCAACUGCGAACCGCGAGGCAGAGACUCUAGCAGCGGCAGAGAAUCCACAGAAACGUGGACGUGAGCUUAGAGCAAUUUUAUUUAAAAAUCACCGUCAAUAUAAAAAAAAGUGUCAAUUCGUGGCCUGCAGCGUUUCAAUACCGUGGGCGCCGUGUAACAUAACGGUAACGGCAGCGGCAGUGUCUAUAACGGUUUACAAAAUCAAACGCGAUCGUCGACUUGAUGUUCUAUUGUGCAAAAGUAACGGUAAAACGGACAAACUAUUACUAAAAGAAAGUUUAUUUAUUAUUUGGUUGUUUUAUUUUUUGUUUUUGUGGCUUGUGAAUUGUGUCGAGGAGGAGCAUGUCGCCAAAUCGUUGGAUAUUACUGCUUAUCUUUUAUAUAUCGUAUUUAAUGUUCGGAGCCGCCAUCUACUAUCACAUCGAACACGGUGAAGAGAAACAGGCACGCGCUGAAGAGCUUAAGGAACGCAUCGCCAUCAAUGAAUAUCUAUUAGAUGAGCUGGCUGAUAAAAAUGUUAGUACACAAAAUGAGAUACUGGAAAGGAUUAGCGAUUAUUGUGGAAAGCCGGUUACGGAUUAUACCAAUGAUGAAUAUGAGAUACCAUACACAUGGACCUUCUAUCAUGCCUUCUUCUUUGCCUUCACCGUAUGCUCCACUGUCGGCUAUGGCAAUAUAUCGCCAACAACAUUUGCUGGUCGAAUGAUAAUGAUAGCCUAUUCGGUAAUUGGUAUACCCGUUAAUGGUAUACUCUUUGCCGGCUUGGGAGAAUACUUUGGGCGCACGUUUGAGGCCAUAUAUAGACGUUAUAAGAAAUAUAAAAUGUCAACGGAUAUGCAUUAUGUGCCACCGCAAUUGGGAUUAAUAACCACCGUGUUCAUAGCUUUAAUACCGGGCAUAGCCUUAUUUCUAUUGCUCCCCUCGUGGGUAUUUACAUAUUUCGAGAAUUGGCCAUAUUCGAUAUCAUUGUACUAUAGCUAUGUGACAACCACAACAAUUGGUUUUGGUGACUAUGUGCCGACAUUUGGUGCCAAUCAGCCACGUGAAUUUGGUGGCUGGUUUGUGGUCUAUCAAAUUUUUGUCAUUGUCUGGUUUAUAUUCUCUUUGGGUUAUUUGGUCAUGAUUAUGACAUUUAUUACACGAGGACUUCAGAGCAAGAAACUUGCACAUUUGGAGCAGCAGCUAUCAUCGAAUCUGAAGGCCACACAAAAUCGCAUUUGGACUGGAGUUACCAAAGAUGUUGGCUAUCUGAGGCGUUUGCUAAAUGAGCUAUAUAUACUCAAGGUCAAGCCCGUUUAUACCGAUGUGGAUGUGGCCUAUACGCUACCUCGCUCCGCCUCCUGUCCCGAACUUGAUAUGUAUCGCAUUGAGCCCGCUCCCAUACCAAGCCGCAAGCGAGCCUUCUCCGUGUGCGCCGAUGUGGCUGCCCUUCAGGGCCAGCAGGCCGCCGGCGAGUUAGUUCAUGCCAACUCCGAUACGGAGCUAAGCAAAUUCGAUCGCGAGAAGACUUUCGAGACGGCAGAGGCUUAUCGUCAGACAACCGAUUUGCUGGCCAAGGUGGUAACUGCUUUGGCCACUGUCAAACCACCGCCGCCGGAGGCUGACGAUGCAGCUCUAUAUGGCGGCUAUCAUGGCUUCUCCGACUCUCAGAUCUUGGCCAGCGAAUGGUCGUUCUCGACAAUGAAUGAGUUUUCGUCGACGCAAGCUCCGCGGCGUCCCCGUGCUCGGGCUUCUUCGGACUUUAAUAUUGAGCCACCGCGGUGGGGAGAGGGACAGCGUCCGUUGCGUGCACCACACAACGAAUGGACGUGGAGCGGUGACAAUCAACAGAUCCAGGCUGCCUUCAAUAUGCGUUACAAGGACAAGGGCGAGCCCCAUGUGGUCCAAGUGGAGGCAGAUGCAACUGCCGACGGUUCAGCUGGGGCAAGUGGGGGACGUGUCAAAAAGUUCUCAAUGCCAGAUGGCCUGCGUCGUCUGUUCCAACGCAAGCGAGCCUCUCAAGAUUUGGAGCGAAAGCUAUCAGUGGUCUCCGUUCCGGAGGGGGCAUCUGCUUUGCCACCUCGUGCACAGUCUCCUCUGGAUUAUUACAGCAAUACGGUUACAGCGGCAGCCAGUCAAUCGUAUCUGCGCAAUGGCCGCAAUGGUAUGACCAAUCUGGGCUUCCAAUUGGACGACGCCGAGUCCCAGGCCACACUCAAUUCGCAGGCAACCGCCAAUGGAGGCAUCACUGGAGCCUAUCAGCGCAAGCAGGUGUCCGGCAAACGACGACGCGAGUCCAUUUACACCCAAAAUCCGGCAAUAAGUGCCAACCAUCGACGUGGCAGCAUGUAUCCACCCACUGCAGCUGCCUUCAAUCAGAUGCAAAUGCGUCGUGGCAGUCUCGCCACCAGCGGUUCCGGUUCAGCGGCCAUGGCCGCAGUAGCCGCGCGUCGGGGCAGUCUGUUCCCGGCCAUGGCGGCCACUUCUCAAUCGACAGUGACAUCCAACUCGAUGCCUCGGCGCUCGAGUAUCUUUUCGGUGACCUCGGACAAGGAUAUGGAUGUAUUGGAGCAGACCACCAUAGCGGAUCUUAUAAGAGCUCUGGAGGUGGUACAUACCCAUGCAGUGCUGGAUGAACAGCAACAGCAGAGUAAGCAAUCCGCCGCUAUGGCCUUGAAGGGCGGCAAAAAGCAACGGAAAAUGGGUAAUGCUGGCCUAGAUCCACCCCAGUUACCGCCCAUCCUUUCGCUCUUUGCUGGCGAUCAGACGCGUUCGCUGCAGGCAGCAGCCGCUAAUCGUCUAUACGCUCGUCGAUCCACCAUUGUGGGCACCAUGUCGCCAGGUGCCAAUACCAUGCCAGAGCCACCACCCAGCUACACUGAGAGAGCCGUCAACCAGGUGCCGAUUAUGGCCAGUUCACCGGCUCCAGGAGUAAGUGCACUCGGACCCAGUAAGUUCCGUCGUCGGUUCAGUGUGCGUCCUACUGCAUUGCAGAUUCCUCCCGGUCAGGCUCCACCUCCCGGUGGCAACCCCGGUCAGAUGGGUAGCCCUGAAAUACCGUCCAGCUCCGGAACAUCACAGACGGCAUUGCAGCGUCGCCUUUCGCUUCGACCUUCGCCAUUGGCACGCGAAUUGUCGCCCACUUCGCCACCAGCUGGUAUGACCGCAGGCGGUGCAACUGCAUCCGAUGAGCGUCUAUUGCCGCUCACUUCCCCCACUAGACCCAGCACAAGCAGCACUCAUUCGCCGCUGUCAAGGAUUGUGCAGAUCUCCCAGGCUCAGCGAAAGAGCAGCAUGCCAGCAGCUAGUAGUCCUGGAGCUGGAGCUAGCUCUGGACCAAACCAAGAUACAUAGAUGUUCUCUCAAGAAAUAAUAUUCUCGUCUUUCAACCACCUGUUUGACCACUUAAACCCUUGAAGCCUUAAGUCCAAAUAUUAUUCCUAGUAGAAAUUCCUAUUUACAUACAUAUAUAGAUAUACCAUAUAAAUAUUCGAUUUAAGUAUUUGUAGAAUUAUCUAUUGAGAUUGUUGUGGAAUCCGCUUUGUAAUUCAUUUGUAAAAAAAUGAGGUAGAAUUUGGUGUUAAUUAAUUGUUAAACGUUUUUAAUUUGUUGCAAUUGCGAACUAUAUUAUUUUGCCGAAUUCACAACAAUCUAGUUAUUCUCUGUGUUUUGUUUUCUUAUCCAAUAUUAAAUAUAAUUAUGCUUAUUCUUAUCCUAGUAGAUAUAAUAAUUGUUAAAGCAGUUAAAAGGGCUUAUAUGAACAAAAUAUUAUAAUUAUUAACUAGGCAUAUGAAAAUUCCAACCAUUAUUCGCACUUAUAUACAAACAUCGCAUCUAUAGAACUUUAUUUAU
Messenger RNA from Drosophila willistoni, 4145 nucleotides. RefSeq names its product open rectifier potassium channel protein 1 (gene Ork1). Gene Ontology annotation, molecular function: potassium ion leak channel activity. The record is from RefSeq and is a predicted model, not a curated record. The transcript has 7 exons. Gene Ontology annotation, cellular component: membrane. Gene Ontology annotation, biological process: potassium ion transmembrane transport; stabilization of membrane potential. NCBI's taxonomy places the organism in Eukaryota, Metazoa, Arthropoda, Insecta, Diptera, Drosophilidae. Bases 657 to 3647 code for a protein of 996 amino acids.